This is a messenger RNA of Lemur catta (Ring-tailed lemur), 1572 nucleotides long. RefSeq names its product cholecystokinin B receptor (gene CCKBR). Gene Ontology annotation, molecular function: cholecystokinin receptor activity; gastrin receptor activity. Gene Ontology annotation, cellular component: plasma membrane. NCBI's taxonomy places the organism in Eukaryota, Metazoa, Chordata, Mammalia, Primates, Lemuridae. The record is from RefSeq and is a predicted model, not a curated record. Gene Ontology annotation, biological process: phospholipase C-activating G protein-coupled receptor signaling pathway.
AUGGAGCUGCUAAAUCUGAACCGCAGCGUGCAUGGAUCCGGACCCGGGCCGGGGGCUUCCCUGUGCCGCCCAGGUGGCCCUCUCCUCAACAGCAGCAGUGCGGGCAACCUCAGCUGCGAGCCCCCUCGCAUCCGCGGAGCCGGGACACGAGAAUUGGAACUGGCCAUUAGAGUCACGCUUUACGCAGUGAUCUUCCUGAUGAGCGUUGGGGGAAAUGUGCUUAUCAUCGUGGUCCUGGGACUGAGCCGCCGCCUGAGGACUGUCACCAAUGCCUUCCUCCUCUCACUGGCAGUCAGCGACCUCCUGCUGGCUGUGGCUUGCAUGCCCUUCACCCUCUUGCCCAAUCUCAUGGGCACAUUCAUCUUUGGCACAGUCAUCUGCAAGGCGGUUUCCUACCUCAUGGGGGUGUCUGUGAGUGUGUCCACGCUAAGCCUCGUAGCCAUCGCCCUGGAACGGUACAGCGCCAUCUGCCGACCACUACAGGCGCGCGUGUGGCAGACGCGCUCCCACGCGGCUCGAGUGAUUGUAGCCACGUGGCUGCUGUCCGGACUGCUCAUGGUGCCCUACCCUGUGUAUACCGUCGUGCAACCAGUGGGGCCUCGGGUGCUGCAGUGCGUGCAUCGCUGGCCCAGUGCGCGGGUCCGCCAGACCUGGUCGGUACUGCUGCUGCUGCUCUUGUUCUUCGUCCCGGGUGUGGUUAUGGCUGUGGCCUAUGGCCUUAUCUCCCGUGAGCUCUACUUAGGGCUUCGCUUUGACAGUGACAGUGACAGCGAGAACCAAAGCCGGGUCCGAAGUCAAGGAGGACUGCCGGGUGGGGCUGGACCAGGUGGGUGAAAUCCAGGAGAGGCGGAGCUUUGGAAGGGGGUGGGGCCUACUGGAGUGGGUGGGGCCGAAAGGGGUGUGAGAAGAAAGCAGGAAAUAGGGUUGAGGCCGCGCAGCGGGAGGGGGAAGGGUGGAGAGGGCCGGGUGGGGAUUGAGCUGGACAUCGGGAGGACUCUGGCUUCUGCUCCGACUGCCCUCUCUCCGUGCUCAGGUCCUGUCCGCCAGAACGGGCGCUGCCGGCCUGAGACUGGCCCGGCUGGCGAGGACAGCGACGGCUGCUAUGUGCAACUUCCGCGUUCUCGGCCUGCGCUGGAGUUGUCAGCGCUGACGGCACCCACUCCCGGGUCAGGACCCGGCCCCCGGCCCACCCAGGCCAAGCUGCUGGCUAAGAAGCGCGUGGUGCGAAUGUUGCUGGUGAUCGUUGUGCUCUUUUUCCUGUGUUGGUUGCCAGUGUACAGUGCCAACACGUGGCGCGCCUUCGAUGGCCCGGGUGCACACCGAGCGCUCUCAGGUGCUCCAAUCUCCUUCAUCCACUUGCUGAGCUAUGCCUCGGCCUGUGUCAACCCCCUGGUCUACUGCUUCAUGCACCGUCGCUUUCGCCAGGCCUGCCUGGACACAUGCUCCCGCUGUUGUCCCCGGCCUCCACGAGCUCGCCCCAGGCCUCUUCCAGAUGAGGACCCUCCCACCCCCUCCAUCGCUUCCCUGUCCAGGCUGAGCUACACCACUAUCAGUACGCUGGGGCCUGGCUGA